GUCCAUGGUUGAGGCAGACUUCCUGACUCAGGCAUGGUCCUUCAUCAUUUCCGCCCGCCUGGAGUUGUCCCUCUUCGUGGCGGCUCUGGUGGCACAUUUGCUCCUGUUUGGCCAGUCUACUCCGCAGAAGUCCAAAAGAAGCAAGGAGACCUUUUCCAGCUCCCCGCAGCAUUUUUCCAACGCGAAGGAAGUGGAGUCGGCCUUUGCCGAAGCCGUCCGCGGCGGACAUGCGCGGCAGGUGCUGAACUGCUGGUCUGCAGCAAAGAAGUUCCCUGAUGCCAUGGACAUUCCCUUGGCCAACGUGGUGGAAGCCAUGCAGCGCUUUAAGAAGGACGGGGACUACAUUGCGAGAGAGCUUUCGGCAUACCUCACGAAGCACCGCAGCACAUGCAAGAUGCAGACGAUCAACGAUUUAUUGGACUCCUUAGCCAAGCGUCAUGAUUCUGACUUCGUGGAUUCAGUCCUGAAGAUUCUGCCCGCAGGCUUCACUUUAGAUAGCCGUAGCUAUGAGAUUCUCAUGAACAUGCACUUCACGAUGAGGAACUUUCAGCGUGUGAAUGCCAUGGUGGAACAAGCCAAAGCCGCCAAGGUACCAUUGACCACGCGUGCUUCCAUUGUCAUCAUCAAGACUGCUCUGAAGACGGAGAACUUUGAGGAUGCUCUUGCGACCUUUCGAGAGCUCAAAUCCUUGUGGCAAGGUCACGUCGGCCCUUCCACGGCUCCCAGACAGAUUGUAGCGCAGCUAGUGGACAUGGCCUGCAAGGAGCACGAACUCAAGCGCUUCUUGCCGGAGCUGGCCAGUGUGCCCCUCACCGAGGAGGUGAUCCAUCUGAUGGUCAUGGAAGCGGUUCGCGAAAAGGAUGUGGAGCUUUUGGAGCAGGUCGAACGCCUGGGACGUGAGAAGGGUCUAGCCUUCUCUGAGUCAACUUAUGGGAUGCUCAUCAAGGGCUACAAAGGCAGAGACGAUAAGGUCGAGAACCUGUUUUCGGAGGCUUUGGAAAAGAAGUCCGACGCAGGACCUGAGCUUUGCUUGGCCCUGCUGCUGUGUUGUCAACAGACCAGGAACUUUGCACUGGCGGAGAGCGCCUACAAACACUUCUCCAAACAGAUGUCGUUGUCCGUGCUUGCGGCCUUUAUUCGCUUUCAUUCCGAGGUGGAGAACUAUGAGCGCGUUUGCGACCUCUAUGCGGGGCCACCCAGCUGGCCCAGCACUGGGAAAGUCCAAAGGAUUCACAGGCGCUGUGUGAUGAACGCUGCCCUGAAGUGCGGCCGCAGCACAUUAGCCCUGCCCGACACGUGUUUGCGGCGAACUGGGAACAGGAAACCUCCAGCAGAUGUGCCAUUGGACAUGGGUGAUUUUCCCACCAAAGGCUGA
Cladocopium goreaui is the source of this 1375-nucleotide messenger RNA. The record is from the annotation of a GenBank genome assembly. NCBI's taxonomy places the organism in Eukaryota, Dinophyceae, Suessiales, Symbiodiniaceae.